GUAUGGACUUCCUUCGUAGCUUUGCGCUAUUGCAGGUGGACGACAAUCUGUCUCUUUCGUCACUCUUCAUCCACCUUGCAAGCUUUCGCAAAAAUGAGUUCCAAGGAGUUGUGCGCAUCGCGAUGUGCUCCAGGUGAUGGCGUUACCUGAUGCAGUCGUGCUGUUCCGGCGAAUAAGUUCAGAGCUGAAGAAAUGGCGGUCAACCACUGUGUUCUUUUUCUACCCAAUUUCUCCCACGAAAUGCCAGUAAAACAUAGGAAAGGUGGCAUUAUCCAAUAGACACGAAAAGUAAUUUAUGUGCAAUACAAGCUCUAUUGCUUUCUUCGUGUGUCCUAUGAUUCCCGUUUUCGGGCCUGCUGGGCGGUGUUCGUGUACUAAACCUCCUAAAACCAAAGAAAAGGCAAAAAUAAUCGGAGGGCUGGUUGACACUAAGGUUGUGCGUACGUAAGCUUGAAUUGAAUUGAGUUAUGGGGUUUUACGUGCCGAAACCACUUUCUGAUUAUGAGACACGUCAUAGUUUACCUAAGUACACGGGUGUUUUCGCAUUUCGCCCCCAUCGAAAUGCGGCCGCCAUGGCCGAGAUUUGAUCCCGCGACCUCGUGCUUAGCCGUCCAACACCAUAGCCACUGAGAAACCACAGCGGCUCGUACGUACGUUUUGUAAUCAUGCAGAAACGCCUAAGUUUACGGACGAAAGAACUGCUACUGUUUAUCUAAAUUACUUGAACGUGGUAUCACGUGAGCAGGUUGUGGGUUCGGCUCCCACUGGCGACGAGUUCAUCUUUGUUUCCACGUUCUUACGCUGUAUAUUGGCGAUGUCUACGUUCUUUAUAUAAAAAGAAAAGUUAACAUCGCCUAUAUUUUUCUUUGUUUCAUUGUCUGUUCUUUUUAGCUACAUUGUCUGUUGCAUUCACGUGAUUGUUACGAACACAUCCAAAAUUGUAUUGCCGUAAGUCUGUCGAGCCUUCGAACCGAAUUCAAGGCGUGAACAUAUGGAGCUAUAGUUUGAACAGCCGAUUAUGUAUGCUAUGUUGGUCAGACCACUUCAGGAGUCGUAAAUGUCACAACCAACCUUGCAUUUAGUAGAAUUCUUGUUCUAGUUCCACCUAACAAUCCACAAAAGCAAGGCGAGAGCUCCAAUAUUUGUCUAUUGUUUUUUUGUGGUGCAUGUCUCUAGGUGCAAUAAACAAGACACGUUUCCUUUGCAAAGUUUAUUUGUCAAAAACUGGUCGCCACUUCACUCGCAGUGUGCUGAACAAAAAUACCAAGCAUAGCCUGAAGGUGACGUUACGGGAUCGCGGUUCUUGUGGGACUUGUGGGGAGUGUAAAACAAGUUUAAAUUUUUUCACUCAAGGCGGAGUGGCGCUAAUCACCCUUUUUCGCUUCAGUGCAAAAAGCCAAGAUUCGUAAGUUUUACCAAAUUCCGUCAAAUAAUUUGUGUACCUAAAGUUUCCUUCUUGCCCUUGAUAAAUACAUUACAUCUCUAUUCUUCGGCGAUCUUCCAGCUUACCCUUUCCCACUCCUGUUGAGCAUGAUUCUUGCACAAAGCUGCACACUAAGAAUAUUUCUUUCACUUUUGACGGUGAAACAAAACUGAAGAAUGGCAAGUCCUUCAAAGGAAGGCGCAUUUUCCCUCUACUUAUUUGUGCGAAAGCAUCAAAUGGCGCGUUGAUCGAAAACUUCGGCGCCUGUGGCAGCGAAGCGACGGCGAAACUCCCACCGGCCGCGACGCCACGUACGUGCGCGCCUCGACGAAACAGAGUGGGCGAAAGAGUACACCAGCCGCAUCGCUUGCACGCCAGGUGUUGCAUGAGGGCAGCACCGCCACGCCACGUCACCGCCCCCCCCUCCCCCAUCUCAGAAUCCUGUGUUAUCCGCACAUUCAUUGUCCGCCCAAGUCCUCGCCUGUGUUCUCAUUUUGCCUCGGUAAUUGCUAUAAAGAAAUUAUUGGACACAAAAGCUGAACGAUUCUGAAAGGAAUCUACGACCCCAUGCCCAGAAGCCGAGUGGUUUACCCACUGGGCUAAACCGGCACCUCCGAGAUGGCAAGCCUGUGAACUCGGCUUUAUGGCAUCGUGCUACAUGGAGCGACAUUUGUGCUACCAAGCCCGGCGCGGCGGAAGCGGUGACGUCAAAAUCACUGCUGCUUACUCAGGAGCGUCCCAAUUAGAUUAUAUGCCAGUAGGGCGAGGUAUCAUGACGUCACGCAUCCAAGUGCACCGGCCAUGUGCUAAGAGGCGUUGGCUGGGCACCGAAAUGCGCUCGCUUGCCCGCUAGUAGUUCACAACUCGAAGGCCUGCUCAGCAGCGUUCGACUGGUCAUUGGUGCUUUCGCCUUCACAACUCAUCAAAAAUGCUAACGUGUUCUCACAUUUUUCUUGCUUUAAUCAGGUGUAAAUAAUGGAAGAAAGAGUCUUCUCCCUACGAGGCGGACAUCGCUUCUUUAGUCGAAGGAUUUCAUUAACUUGCUCAAGGCGACGGAUGGUGAAUGAUAACACUGAAGUGAACACCAACUUCUUACCGCUGAUCCAGCUCAACUAUGUUCUUCAUCUUCACAGCUGAAGGGAUCAAGAAUCCCAAGGGUUUGCUUGCAAUGGAUGCACCCAAGCCUGGAAAGCCAGACAGAAAUGAGUUGGAAGACAUCGAAAAAAUGAUCGAGGAAAGGGCGGAGGUGAAGACUGCUGCUACAGUAUACUUCAGUACCGAAUCUAUGGACAAGCCCGGACCAAAGCAGAAAGAGCUUAAUAAAAUAGCACCGUUCCCUAGUGCCCCAUCUCCUUCAUCACGAGGACAAAUGUCACCAAUGUCGGGGAACUCACCAAUGUCAAGGGCAUCACCUACGCCAGUUGCCUCACCGAAGAAAUCGGAAAUGUCACCGGGAAGACAAGCGACACCUAUUUCAGUGCGUACUCCUCGACCGUAUCGCCAGAAGCUAUUCAUCGCUGCAGUCGUACUGCUCGUCAUUGUUGGAGCCGCUGUCGUAUCCCUCACCGUGUGGACCAGCAUCGGGCCUUCUUACAAAGUCAACUACGCUUGCAAGACUCCUAUAUGUGAAAAGGUGAUGAAGCAGCUUUCGGAGUUCGCCAAUUCCACGGUGAAACCGUGCGACGACUUUUACUCCCACGUGUGCGGUCACUGGUUGCGAAUGGCCGAGGGGAGCACGUUCAUGAGGGACGCCAAGAAGCAGUUCACACACAGACGCCACGCGCUGCUCACCUCCCCGUUCAACUCGAGUGAACCCAACAGCGAGGUGCUUGAGACGGCGCAAGCGUUCUACACGUCUUGCCUGGCCAUGUUCGGCGAGGCGGUGGAGCUCAAGACGGCACUCAACGAGCUUUACUCGGCGUUAAAUGUGUCCGUAAAGAAAUGGCUAGCCGAAACCCGGUGGCAGAGGUUCUUCUCCGACUGCUUCGACCUGUCGCUCAAGAAUCACUUUCACAGCCUCUUCAAGGUCAACCGCUACUCUGCGGCCGAGGGUCCCUACUUCUCUGUGCUCCUCGGUCGCAGCUUCUACCAGCAGAUGCAGCACAGUGAACCGGUCAUCCGGACGAAAGAGUACAUGCGACGAGUGCUGGAGAAAAUCGGAGAGGCGGCGCCCUCCCACAAAGUGAUUGAAGAGGUUAUCACACUGGACAGCGCCUGGCAAACGCGGGGCGCCAUGAAAGGCGCGCCGACGUCACCGGCGCGCGUCGCCGACGUGUCGUGCGGACCAUUCACGGCCGACACGUGGGGAGCGAAGUUCGCAGAGCACGGUGCCUCCAACGACACUGCCGUACGCACAGCGAAAUUCAGCCUCACUUGCGCGUUCAUGGAGCACGUUCUCUUGAACUCGAGCUCGCAGGCCAGAGCCCUGUACUUGCUGACGCUUCUGGCGGCUCACGUGUUGACCUACGACUUCCAGCUCUCGAUAUCGAGGUCUACGCAGGCGCUGAUGAGCAUUUGCCAGCGCGGAGCGAGGCGUGUCUUCAGGGAGAUGUGGGUGCACGCGCUCUCCCAGAUGCUCUCCCUAAAGAGGCCCUACGUGCGAGACAUCAGGAACUACACCGACUUCGGCACGCGACUGCGGCGGGUCAUCUCCGAGCGUGACUGGAUGAGCGCCGAAGACCGCGAGGCGUGCUUAGAGCGAGUGGAGGGGUUCCAGGUGACCGUCUUUCCGGACAGCGCGAUGAGCGUCCAGCAGUUGGAGUGCAGUCCCUUCGGGCAGGGCGACAGGAGCAUCAGCCGCUUCAGCCUGAGCAGCACGUUCAUCAAGAACUUCGUGCACGUCCUCAAGGUCCAGUUGAGCCCGUCCUGUCUUCACAGUCCUCACACGUCAACGCCAGGUAGAACUCUAGAUGCUUUCCUUGGCACCGACAUCAUGCUCGACUUGGCAAAGAAGACGGUCAUCGUCCCGCAGUUUCUGGGCGUGGAGCCACUGUUUUACGUGGGAGAUGUGGAUAGAUUCAUCAACAUCGCCACUGUGACUACGCUGGUGGCCAGCCUGGGAGCGACCAUAGCCAAGCGCCCACUCAAAGUCUCGGACGUCAGUGGUGUGAGCGAGUCCACCGAGGGGCAGUGGAGCGAUGAGACGUCCGGAAAAUACGAUGACAUCUCACGUUGCCUCGCAGCAAAGUAUAAACUACCUGGCGACAAGUCAGGCAACGAGACCAAGUUGGACGACGUUUUUGCGAUCAUGGAUGGUAUAAGGGUCGCCAAAAUUACGAAGGACGAGUUUGAUGAGGAAGACGCUGAAACGAACGAGAGGCACUUAACUGCCACCGACGCGCUGUUCUUUAAGCGCGCUUGCUUGUCACUUUGUGCGUCCAACAAGGUAGAUGUGCAUGUCACAGAGCACAGCUUCUCCAAAGCCUCCGCGGCAUGCAACUACGGCGUCGGCAGGAUGCGAGAAUUCCACAGUGCGUUUGGAUGCAACGAGAAAGAUCGAAUGUGGACCAUAAUGCAGUGCUUUGACCGAUACACAGAAAAAGAAUAGGAUCCUCGUUAACUUAUGCAUGGUCAUAUUUUGCCAUCUUAAUCGUCGUUACUAAUUAGUGUACGUUUGAUUUCCUUUGUAUUGUAAGCGUCGGGAUUAUCUACUAAGCUAAACCUUGUUUUCUUUUUGGUAUUUCCUUUUGAUGCUUUGCAACAAAGUUACCCUCUACGUGCUAAAGUGCAAGAGCACGUUCUUGCUAAUGUGACGUCUUCCCUAUACAUUGUGUAAUUAUCAGAAGCUGAUAUGUGUGACGAAUUCAUAUCAAAGACGAUGUUGGUGAACACGACUGUAUUAUGUCGAACAUGACACCAAGUUACUUUAUUUCUUAGCUCUGUAAUGUGGCUCACUGAAACUGCUACGAUACGCGCAGCUUAUUAAAUAUGAGACAAAUAUUUUUGCUCGAAUUGACACACUUUUCAUGAAACGUGGACGUGACUUGAAGUCGGGUGUCAUUCUGUGCAUUGACAUAUUAUAGCCCUAAAGACUUCAUUGUUGCAAACGUCACAUGUUGAAAUUGUAGUGGACAGUGGUUUAAUGUAUUCCUUUGGGUAAAAUCGCAAGGAAAUACUCGUGAAGAAAGUCUGGUGCGUUGCCAGUAUCAGUGCUCUAGGGAGUGAACACCUUGAUUAGGCUACUACGGACUUUACAGUUUAAUUCUAAAUAAAAUGUGUGAAUUGCCAUUGCA
This is a messenger RNA of Dermacentor albipictus, 5655 nucleotides long. The record is from RefSeq and is a predicted model, not a curated record. NCBI's taxonomy places the organism in Eukaryota, Metazoa, Arthropoda, Arachnida, Ixodida, Ixodidae.